GCGCCGGGUGUUAACUUCGCCCAGCGAAACACAAAUACAUCAGAUCUAAAAAUCGGAUUCAUUUCUGGUCCACAGCUCUCUUUAAAAAGGAAAAAGGAAAGAACAAAAAAAACCCAAUUUUCCAUAUUUCUCACUCUCAUGCUCCAAAAUUCACUUCCAGGACCAUAACAACGAGACUGAAUUCAUCAAAAUCAAAAUGGAGCAACUAAAGACAAUAGGAAGGGAGCUAGCGAUGGGUUCACAGGGCGGUUUCGGUCAAUCAAAAGAGUUCCUCGAUCUCGUCAAAUCAAUCGGAGAAGCACGAUCUAAAGCAGAAGAAGAUCGAAUUGUGUUAAGCGAGAUCGAAACCCUAAAGAAACGCAUUGUGGAACCAGACAUACCUAAACGCAAAAUGAAAGAGUACAUAAUACGCCUCGUUUAUGUCGAGAUGCUUGGACAUGACGCCUCGUUCGGUUACAUUCACGCCGUUAAGAUGACUCACGAUGACAAUUUACUUCUUAAACGGACUGGUUAUCUUGCUGUUACGCUGUUUCUGAAUGAAGAUCAUGAUUUGAUUAUAUUGAUUGUCAAUACUAUACAGAAGGAUUUGAAGUCUGAUAAUUAUUUAGUGGUUUGUGCGGCUCUGAAUGCUGUUUGUAAGUUGAUCAAUGAGGAAACCAUUCCUGCUGUUUUGCCUCAGGUUGUUGAGUUGUUAGGUCAUUCCAAAGAAGCUGUUAGAAAGAAAGCUAUUAUGGCUCUUCAUCGCUUUUACCAUAAGUCUCCCUCGUCUGUUUCUCACCUCGUUUCCAAUUUUCGUAAGAGGCUUUGUGAUAAUGAUCCUGGAGUGAUGGGUGCAACACUUUGUCCUCUUUUUGAUCUUAUAACUGUAGAUGUUAAUUCUUACAAAGAAUUGGUGGUUAGCUUUGUAAGCAUUCUCAAACAAGUAGCUGAGCGCAGAUUACCAAAAAGUUAUGAUUAUCAUCAGAUGCCAGCACCUUUUAUACAGAUCAAGUUGCUAAAAAUCAUGGCACUGCUAGGAAGUGGCGACAAGCAAGCAAGUGAGCACAUGUAUACUGUUGUGGGUGACAUAUUGAGGAAGUGUGAUUCAUCGAGUAAUAUAGGAAAUGCUGUACUUUAUGAGUCCAUAUGCUGUGUUUCUUCAAUACAUCCAAAUCCUAAGCUACUAGAGGCUGCUGCUGAUGUGAUAGCUAGGUUCUUGAAGAGCGACAGUCAUAAUCUAAAAUAUAUGGGAAUUGAUGCCCUUGGUCGAUUGAUAAAGCUAAGUCCAGACAUUGCUGAACAACACCAAUUGGCUGUAAUAGAUUGCUUAGAGGAUCCAGAUGACACUCUAAAGCGAAAAACCUUUGAACUGUUAUAUAAGAUGACGAAGUCCUCCAAUGUGGAAGUGAUUGUUGAUCGCAUGAUUGAUUACAUGAUCAAUAUUAACGACAGUCAUUACAAAACUGAAAUAGCAUCUCGAUGUGUAGAACUUGCUGAGCAAUUUGCACCUAGCAACCACUGGUUUAUUCAGACCAUGAAUAGAGUCUUUGAGCAUGCGGGUGAUCUGGUGAAAAGUAAGGUGGCUCAUAACUUGAUGCGUUUGAUUGCUGAAGGAUUUGGGGAAGAUGAUGAUAAUGCAGACAGUCAGUUGAGAUCAUCUGCUGUGGAGUCAUACUUGCAUAUUAUUGGAGACCCAAAGCUUCCAUCUGUAUUUCUCCAAGUCAUAUGUUGGGUAUUGGGAGAAUAUGGAACUGCCGAUGGAAAGUUUUCUGCUUCAUACAUCACUGGGAAGUUAUGUGAUGUGGCGGAUGCAUAUUCAAAUGAUGAAACUGUUAAGGCAUAUGCAGUUACAGCACUCAUGAAAUUAUAUGCAUUUGAAAUAGCUGCUGGAAGGAAAGUGGAUAUUCUACCUGAGUGUCAGUCUUUGAUUGAAGAAUUAUCAGCAUCGCACUCAACAGACUUGCAGCAGCGUGCGUAUGAACUUCAAGCAGUCAUUGGCUUGGAUGCUCAUGCUGUUGAAUGUAUUUUGCCGUCAGAUGCAAGUUGUGAAGAUAUUGAGAUUGAUGAUAACCUCUCAUUCCUCGAUGGCUAUGUCCAACAGUCAAUAGAAAAGGGGGCUCAGCCUUAUAUUCCAGAGAGUGAACGUUCUGGGGUGUUAAACAUUAGCAGUUUUAGGAACCAAGAUCAGCAUGAAGCUUCAAGUCACGGUCUUAGGUUUGAGGCUUAUGAGCUUCCAAAGCCCUCGGCCCCAUCUAGGAUACCUGCAGUAGCACUUGCACCCUCAAGGGAACUCGUUCCAGUUCCUGAGCCAUCUUAUUAUGGAGAAGCCCAACAGGCAGCAAUAGCUGCAUCUUCAUCUAACACUGGAUCAUCAGAAGUCAAGCUACGGCUUGAUGGAGUCCAAAAGAAGUGGGGUAAGCCAACUUACUCCUCUCCUGCGACAUCUACCUCAAGUUCCAGUUCCCAGAAAACAGUAAAUGGAGUCGGCCCUGUAGAUGGGGUUGGUAAUGUAAAUUCAAAAGCACCUCCACCCUCUUAUGAUUCGAGGAGGCCACAAGUUGAAAUCUCUCCAGAAAAACAAAAGCUUGCUGCAUCACUUUUUGGAGGUUCAUCAAAAACAGAGAGAAGGACAUCUUCAAUUGGCCAUAAGGUUGCCAGGGGAAGCAGCCAUGUUCCGAAGCCCGCGGCUGUAUCUGCAACUGAUGUUGCAGUAGAGAGGAAAACUACUCCUGUUCAACCGCCUCCUGAUUUGCUCGACCUGGGUGAAUCAACUGUUAAAAGUAGCGAUCUAUUGGUGGAUCCAUUUAAGCAAUUGGAAGGGCUGCUUGACCAAACCCAACUUAGUUCAAGUGCUAAUUCUGGCAUGAAUAGUGCUUCUAGUGCACCCGAUAUCAUGCAGUUAUAUGCAGACACAUCUGCAAGUGGGCAGAGUGGCAAUCUUGUGUCUCCUUUAUCAUCUCAUAAAAGUGAUGAUAAUCUUGUAUCUGGAUCCACAAAUGCUAUUGCAAACCCUGCUCAAAGUGGAAGUACAGUUCUGAGCUCGACGCAAUUUAGUAAGGGCCCAAACCUUAAAGAUUCAUUGGAAAAGGAUGCACUUGUGAGGCAGAUGGGUGUGACCCCACAAAGUCAAAAUCCCAACUUAUUCAAAGAUUUGCUAGGCUAAAAUCAGACAUGUUGGAGCUAGAAAUCACAAAUAUUGGGGAUAGAUUGCUACAUGAUUACCACAUGCAGAGGUGGCUGGCUGUACUUUGUGCAUUUAUUCAAUGAUAGAGCUUACCACUUACCAGAAGCAGAAUUAUGAGAGUUUGCAGAGUUAAAAGGUACUGCCUUCCUUUGCGGUGAUAAAACCAGGUACAGUCUUCCUUUGCGGUGAUAAAACCAGAUACAGAUUGUAUUUGUUGCUGCACAUUAAUUAGUUAGUAGUUCAAAGAGAACCAAGGCUGGUGUACAUGGGAUAUUCCCUUGAGGAGUUUAUCUUUGAGUGCUUGUUAUAGCCCCCUUGUUUUUUGAGUUUUGGAGCUGUCUAUGGGCAAAUGGGGUUUGCCAGGCUUGUUUACUUGUGCACCUAAUGACACAUUUGAGUCAUCGUGUUGUUAUAAUAAUGCUGUAUCAAUGAAUUCCCCUAUGGCCUAUUAUUGUCA
Messenger RNA from Ricinus communis (castor bean), 3620 nucleotides. Its product is annotated as AP-4 complex subunit epsilon. Bases 197 to 3142 code for a protein of 981 amino acids. Gene Ontology annotation, cellular component: AP-4 adaptor complex; membrane coat. Gene Ontology annotation, biological process: intracellular protein transport; receptor-mediated endocytosis. The transcript has 11 exons. NCBI's taxonomy places the organism in Eukaryota, Viridiplantae, Streptophyta, Magnoliopsida, Malpighiales, Euphorbiaceae. The record is from RefSeq and is a predicted model, not a curated record. Gene Ontology annotation, molecular function: cargo adaptor activity.